Molecule: messenger RNA, 637 nt
Organism: Gavialis gangeticus (Gharial)
Lineage: Eukaryota; Metazoa; Chordata; Crocodylia; Gavialidae
Product: wiskott-Aldrich syndrome protein family member 2-like
Exons: 2
Biological process (GO): actin cytoskeleton organization; positive regulation of Arp2/3 complex-mediated actin nucleation
Cellular component (GO): cytoskeleton
Molecular function (GO): actin binding; protein kinase A regulatory subunit binding; Arp2/3 complex binding
Source: RefSeq, a predicted model, not a curated record
GCAGCUUCGCCUCCACCUUUGGACUCAUCAGCCUCCAAGCCAAAAUCCUCCUUGCCCGCAGUCAGUGAUGCCCGGAGCGAUUUGCUGUCAGCCAUUCGUCAAGGCUUCCAGCUCCGCAAAGUGGAGGAGCAGCGGGAACAGGAGAAGCGGGAUGUCGUGGGCAACGACGUGGCGACAAUCCUUUCGCGCCGCAUUGCUGUAGAAUACAGUGACUCUGAGGAUGAUUCUUCGGAGUUUGAUGAGGAUGACUGGUCAGAUUAACCAUAGCUCUACUCUCCACCCUCCAAGCUGGUGUAGCCCCUUCUUAAAGAAUCAAGUACUUAACCAGGUUGCCAAAACCUUUUUAGCCUUUCCUCUUUCAUCCAAUAACCAAAGAUAUGCCAAGGACCCUUGGCUUUGGCAGGACUUGUAAUUCACCUUUCUGCAAGGUCUCCUCAGGGACACCAAAGAUUGCAAUGUUGUUUUCCAGCAGGAGGGGACAUGGUGGCUUUGAAAGCAAACCUGAACUGCCAGAUUGUCGGUGCCGCAGAGAGAGCCAGCUCAGAGAGCCUGUACAUCGUGGGGCUCUGUUUCCUAGUAAAAAUCAGACCUAUGAUGGACAAAAUCAGACUUAUUACAGAUCUAUUGGACUUUGCAA